UCAAUCGGCCCUUCUUUCUAUGAACGUCAAACCGUUCUCAUGUUUGAGUCGAUAUCACUCGUUUUAAACUAAUUUCACCAGAAAAUAUUUGACUUGAGUGAAAAGUUACCCUAAACCUGAUACAACAAUGUCGCGAUUUUUUGCCGGUGGCUCGGAAUCUGAUUCCGAUAGCUCUUCGGAUAGUGAGCCAAUUCAGCGUCAGGCUGCUCCGCAAUUCACGUUUAGUGACGAGGAGGAAGAUGUCAAACGCGUCGUGCGGUCAACGAAGGAAAAACGCUAUGAAGAACUAUCGAACAUUAUUAAAAGCAUCCGUAACUACAAGAAAAUCAAGGACAUGGCAAGUGUGCUUAGCAGUUUUGAGGAUUUGACGAGAGCAUACGCGAAGGCGUUGCCCGUGAUUGUCAAGGAGGAGAAGGGAGUCACGCCUCGCUUUAUAAUACGCGCUAUAGUGGAGCUUGAAGAUUUUAUCAACGAGGUUUGGGAUGAUAGAGAUGGACGCAAAAAUUUGUCCAAGAACAACUCCCGGUCUCUCGGAACAUUGCGGCAGAAGUUCCGCAAAUACAUCAAAGACUUUGACAGCGAGCUGAAAAAAUUCCGCGAGUCUCCGGAUGCGGCCGAUGAUGAUGAAGAGGAAGAGGAGAAAAAGGACGAUUCAGAGUCCGAGGACGAACAGGUUAUCGCUCAAUCCGCCGUUAGGGCUGUAUCGUUUAAGAAGGAUGUCGAGAAGGUGAAAGUGGAGAAGGAUGAUGAAGAUUCGGACGAUUCGAUUGAUUGGGGUUCAGAUUCGGAAUCAGAUGAAAGCUCUUCUGACGAAGAAACGCAUUACGCUAGUAUUCGAGAACGCUUCUUGAAACGUUCGGAGAAAGAUGACGGGGAAGACGGCGAAAAAAAGAAGGAAAAGAAAAAGGUGAAGGAAUCGAAGGAUAGUCGUAAGAAGAAACGGGUUGAUGACGACGACGAUGAAGGUUGGGAGGUUGUGAACGGAAAUCGAUCGGCCACUUCCGAACAACCGAAGAUGUUUGCGAAAGAUGCGGAAAUCGAUAUCACCGUCGUUAUUGCCAAGCUGAAUGAAGUAAUGGCUGCUCGAGGCAAAAAAAGAACUGAUCGUAAGAUGCAAAUUGAGUUCUUGCGGGAACUUCGUACAGUUGCUGAGGCACACAAUUUGGGAGCCGCUGUGGCAGCAAAAAUUCGCUUCAAUAUUGUCUCAGCUAUUUUCGAUUACAAUCCUAAGGUUUCUGAACCGAUGAAAUUAGAGCAUUGGUCCAAGUUGCUGGAAGAAAUUCAGGCACUCAUUAAACUUUUACUUGCCCAUGAAGAAGUCCAUCUAUCGGAGACUAUUCUCGAUGAAAACGAAGAAUAUGAAAAUGUUCCAUUUAAAAUCCGUGGCUGUAUGUUAACGGCUGUGGAACGCUUGGAUGAUGAAUUCACUAAAUUACUGAAGGAAUGUGAUCCUCACAGCAAUGAUUACGUUGAUCGUCUGAAGGAUGAAGUUACUGUCACCAGCAUCAUUGAGGAAGUAGUCAAAUACGUUGAACGUUUGGGAAACGAGAUGGAAAUUUGCCGGAUUUAUUUGCGUAAAAUCGAUCAUUUGUACUACAAGUUCGAUCCAAAUGUAUUGAAGAAACGGAAAGGGCAACUUCCUGCCAACACGCUAACUUCGGUUGAUGAAAUGGAGCGUUUGUGCCGGUUCAUAUAUGCCAAAGAUCAAACCGAUCGUCUUCGUACGCGCGCUAUUCUUUCGCACAUUUUCCAUCAUGCCCUUCACGAUAAUUGGUUCCAAGCUCGCGAUUUAGUUCUGAUGUCCCAUCUGCAGGAAACGAUUCAUCAUUCUGAUCCUCCCACACAAAUCCUUUACAACAGAACUAUGGCCAAUCUGGGAUUGUGCGCAUUUCGUCAUGGAAACGUAAAGGAUGCCCAUCAAUGUCUAGUGGAUUUGAUGAUGACUGGUAAACCGAAAGAAUUGCUCGCACAAGGUUUGGUUCCACAGCGCCAGAACGAGCGUUCGUUGGAGCAGGAAAAAGUUGAGAAGCAGCGUCAAAUGCCAUUCCAUAUGCAUAUUAAUCUAGAACUUCUUGAAUGUGUCUAUUUGGUAUCAGCUAUGCUGCUCGAAAUUCCGUAUAUGGCAGCUCAUGAAUUUGAUGCUCGUCGUCGUAUGAUAAGUAAAACUUUCUAUCAACAGCUGAGAUCUUCCGAGAGACAGUCGUUAGUUGGACCACCUGAAUCGAUGAGGGAGCAUGUUGUAGCCGCGGCCAAAGCAAUGCGUCAUGGCGACUGGAAUGCAUGUGCUAACUUUAUUGUGAACAAAAAAAUGAACGUCAAAGUUUGGGACUUGUUCUACGAGGCGGACCGCGUUCGCGAGAUGUUAACCAAAUUCAUCAAGGAGGAAUCUUUACGCACAUACUUAUUCACCUAUUCGAACGUGUAUGCAUCGAUCAGUGUCCCGUACCUCGCGGAAAUGUUUGACUUGCCUAAAAGUAAGGUACACUCAUUGAUCAGCAAAAUGAUUAUAAACGAGGAGUUGAUGGCGUCGUUGGACGAUCCAACUGAAACAGUUGUGCUGCACCGCUCGGAACCUUCGCGUCUUCAGGCACUUUCAAUGCAGCUUGCCGAUAAGGUUACUAAUUUGGUUGAUGCAAAUGAGCGCGUCUUUGAAAUGAAGCAAGGCAAUUUCUUCCAACGGGGCGGAAACCAAGGAUAUAAUCGUGACCGCCAGAAUUAUCGCAAUCAAAACCAGAAUCAGAACUGGAACAACAAUCGCCGUCAAGAUAAUCGUGGAAACCGCGGCAAUCGUAAUCAGAACCGUGAACAUCGGGACCAGCAUCGUGAACACCAACGUGUCGAAUUUGAAGAAAAGGCUGAGUAGUUCACUUUCGAUAUAAACAGUGGUAUUAACAUCUAUCGUGCAUUCGCAGAUAACUAGUUUUCCAGUAAAACUGUUGCACUUCUUGAAACAUAUUCGAUUUUCCAACAAUAGAAUGAAUACAGAAAUACAUAGAUGUACAUUUCCCGAUCUGAAAGUUUCUCGAUUUUCGGAGCGAAAACUUUCAGGUCGGGAAGUGGACUGAAGAUAACA
Molecule: messenger RNA, 3073 nt
Organism: Toxorhynchites rutilus septentrionalis
Lineage: Eukaryota; Metazoa; Arthropoda; Insecta; Diptera; Culicidae
Gene: eIF3c
Product: eukaryotic translation initiation factor 3 subunit C
Exons: 4
Coding region: 128-2863 (911 amino acids)
Biological process (GO): translational initiation
Cellular component (GO): eukaryotic translation initiation factor 3 complex
Molecular function (GO): translation initiation factor binding; translation initiation factor activity; RNA binding
Source: RefSeq, a predicted model, not a curated record